AUGGGGCGCACCAUUGACCAGGAUGUGCAUGCGGCAUUCGUCGAGUUCAAGGCCAAAGAGGACGACAAGUGCAUGUCUGUUCAAUGCAUCUAUUGCCAACAGAUCCGUGCAAAGAACACCUCGCGCCAGAAGCAACACCUUCUCGAGUGCCCUGGCCUGCAGAACCAUCCAAAUGCCCCUCGCCCACAAUCUUCUCCUGGCGAUGCCAUCGGCGCUCCCAAUGGAUUCGGCACUCCAUCCAUCUCUCACAGUUCGACUACCCCCAUGAACAAUGGCCUCGCUGCCAAUAGCACUCCGAUACAAGCAAUGUCAAAUGGUACCGCACUCCCACCGCCGGCCGCCGCUACCACCCCAAUACAACGCCAAACUCCCAAGCCCCAAAAGACCCCCAAGACCACUCCUGGGUCCAGUCUGCCCGCGCCGCCUCUCGAUGAUGUUCACGCUGCCUUUGUCGAGUUCAGAGCCAAAGAGGAGGACAAAUGCCUGUCUGUGCAAUGCAUCUAUUGCAACCAGAUUAGAGCUAAGAACACGUCGAGACAGCGCCAGCACCUCCUCGAGUGCACAACAUACCAAAAUGUCAUGAAGGAAUCAAUACCCGCAAACAACCUUCUUCAUAGAUUUGAUGAAGGUGAUGUUGCCCGCUCCCUUCAGUUACCGCCCCCGACCCUUGAACUUGACUUUCGCAUGAGCAUCAAGGUCAAUCCCAAGAUUGGUGUUGGAUCAGGUUUGUUUGGUCAUCGCGACUGGGUCAGCAUCGUCGGGGGACAAUGGGCUGGACGAUGGGGCAAAGGUAUUGUCAUUCCUGGCGGACAAGACAAUCAGCUGGUGGUCAAGGACCUUUCAACCCGAAGCGACGCCAGCUAUCUGCUCCAAACCAACGAUGACCCUCCAGCUUACAUCACCGCAAAAUCCAGAGGCUGGCGCACAGGUACUAAAGAGCUCCUCGAACGGCUCAACGACCCUGCAGUGGCAGACACCAUCCCUGCCAGCCAAUACAAGUUCCGCAUCACUGUCGAGCUCGAGACUGGCGAUGAGAGGUACGCAUUUCUAAAUACCUGUCUUUGGGUGGGAAGUGGAAGUCGGAGAGUUGGCGAAAUCAUUUAUGACGCGUAUCGGGUCGGCUAG
Messenger RNA from Fonsecaea multimorphosa CBS 102226, 1125 nucleotides. RefSeq lists its product as uncharacterized. Bases 1 to 1125 code for a protein of 374 amino acids. The record is from RefSeq and is a predicted model, not a curated record. Lineage: Eukaryota; Fungi; Ascomycota; Eurotiomycetes; Chaetothyriales; Herpotrichiellaceae. The transcript is spliced from 4 exons.